AUGUCGCGCCCCCUGCGCGCCGAGGCUUCCUCCUCCUCCUCCGCUUCCUCCGGCGCUAAUGCUGCUGCAUCCUCGUCCUCCGCCUCCAAGUCCCCGCGCAGCCAAGGUCUGCUCAUCGACGGCAACCUCAUCAACCAUGACACGGCUGCCGUCACCGCCAUCUCCGACUUUCUCCGCACCUCGGCCAAUGAACCUAUCAGCAGACCCUCCUCCGCAGCGAGCAUGCGCAUUCGUGUCGACAAGCCCACCAGCGAAUCCAUAAGCGGUCGCGCCCUAUACACCCACGUCCCCACUGGUUUCGAGGAGGAUCCCCUUUUACACCCUUCCUACGAUUCCGAAGACUUUGGCUCAUCCUCAAACGGCAAUCGUAAGUCCAAUGCCAACGGCAGGUCUGCACCAAGCGCUCGACGACGCUCGACCCACGACAGCAUCGCAGCCACGUUUGCACGCAGAGGCGGAGCACCGCCCUACAAGAGGCCUACACUCUACUCGCGUGGACGUCUGCUCGUCUCGCAAGCCACCGCAAACGUCUUGUCCAGCUUCUUCCUCUUGCUCGUCAUCGUAUGGGCCCUCUCUGUCCGCUUGCUCGCCGCCAUCCCCAAGUUCUUUGCUCCCACCAUCAAAGAGCAAAAGGAAUGGGACGACCCCAAACGCUGGAACAAGGAGAAACUCGUCAAGGACGUUCGCUACUACGCCGCCAGCUGCGGCUUCGAGAUCAUCAACGAGACCGUCGAAACCCAGGAUGGCUACUAUCUUCGCAUGAACCGCAUCAUCGACCCGCAGACCACGCACAAGAAGCACUCGGACGGCCGUGGUGGCUUCCCCGUCCUCAUCAUGCACGGCCUCUUUCAGUCCAGCGGAUCCUUUGUCACUUCCGAAGAGCGUUCCCUUGCCUUUUGGCUCGCCCGUCAGGGAGGAUAUCAGGUCUUCCUCGGCAACAAUCGCGGAGUGUUCGACAUGGGUCACCGCACCUACUCACGCAGCGAUCCGCGCUUUUGGGACUACAACAUCCGCGAGCUGGCCAUCUACGACCUUCCAGCCAUGAUCGAUUACAUCCGCAAGGACACCGGUUACGACCGCAUCGCCUACAUCGGCCACUCACAGGGUAACGGAACCAUGUUCAUCUCGCUCUCCAAAGGCAUGGUACCCGAGCUGGGCAAGAAGCUGACCUCGUUUGCAGCGCUCGCACCCGCCGUGUAUGCGGGACCCCUCACCUCUUGCUUCCCCUUCACCACGCUCGGCCAACUCGAAUGGUCCAGAUGGAAGCGUUUCUUCGGUGUCCUCGACUUUAUUCCGCUCAUGAAGAUCUCGUACGACUACACACCCGCCUAUCCGUACGCUUUGCUCGGCUAUCAGAUGUUCGCCUUCCUCUUCGCUUGGACCGAUGCGAAUUGGCUCCUCCGACGCAAAGCAAAGAUGUUCCGAUUCACGCCUCAACCCGUGUCCUCUGCGAGCAUCUACUGGUGGGCGGGCAAAGACGGUUUCGCCACGAGAGGCUGCGUAUUGGAUCCUAGCUUGGAUCAGUGGUGGGACGAAAACUUUCCGCCACUGUCCAUCUUUAGCGGUGGAAUGGACUUCCUGGUCCUGACCGAUCCGUUGAUCGAGAGGAUCGAACAGAAGGAGAAGAACGUCCAGCUGCUGAGGUUCAAGAGGCAGGACGAGGCCGAGCAUUGCGACCACUUUUGGGCCGCCGAUGCCGUCGAGUGGUGCUUCCAGGAUAUCCUGGAGGACAUUGAGAAGACAAGAGAGAGGUACCCUGAAGAGUUGGCGUCAGCAAAGAAGGGGGAGGCAGUAGAGGGCAAGUCGGAGGCAGGCAAUGGUAAAGCUCUCGUCGAUGUAUAG
This is a messenger RNA of Pseudozyma hubeiensis SY62, 1842 nucleotides long. RefSeq lists its product as hypothetical. The record is from RefSeq and is a predicted model, not a curated record. Lineage: Eukaryota; Fungi; Basidiomycota; Ustilaginomycetes; Ustilaginales; Ustilaginaceae. The coding region runs from base 1 to 1842 and encodes 613 amino acids. Gene Ontology annotation, biological process: lipid metabolic process. The transcript has a single exon.